ACCUACUUUAGAGCUAGUUCAGACAUGGCGGAUUCCGCGCGGAUGCAAAUCGCGCGGUUGAACCGCGCGGAUCCUAAUUACAUUAGCGCCUUACAAAUCGUUCAUACCUGUCCGCACGGAUUGACAAUCCGCGCGGCUCAACCGCUAAAAAUGAAUUCGCGCGGUCGCCGCUCGGUUUUAUUUACUUGACGUACCUAGAGGGCGUUCAGUUGCUCCGCGGAAGCCGCGCGUAUCGGACGGUGACAAUGGAUCGCUUCGACACCGAGCUAUUCAUCGAUGAGGUGGAAAAAAGACCUGCUUUGUGGAACAUCCAAUGUGCAGAAUAUUCUAACAAAACGAUUAAAAACGGAGCUUGGCAGGAGCUGGUGGAGAUUUUUGGAGAAAAUGAGGAUUCUUUGGAAAAGAAGGUUCUUUUUGGUGUAUCAUUACAAAAAAAAUGGAAGAACAUCCGUGAUGCUUAUAAUAAGGAAUUCAAGAAAGGCAAAUCAAUUCCUUCUGGUUCUGGUGCAUGUAAAGGUUCAAAAUACAUGUAUUUCGACCGGCUUUCUUUUCUUCAGAAGACGAUAGAAAACAAAGAAACUAUCACAAACAUAGAUGAAGCCAAAAAUGAAGAAAUUCGGAACAUUGACCAAAAGCUAGAUAAUUUUGUAAAUGCACUUGAAAUACAACCGGUACCCAAUAAAAGGAAGAAAACUAAAAUUACUUCAGAAGAGCGAUUGGCUAACAUAUUAGAAAAUAGUAUUGAAUCAAGAGAUAAAAUACAAAGACAAAUACAAGAAAGUAUGUCAAAGCAAGAUGAUGAUGAUAAACUUUUUUGCAUGUCAUUGUAUAAAGAGUUAAAGAAAGUUCCAGAAAAUAAACGAUUGGCUACUAAAAUUGAAUUGCUCCAGGUAAUACAGAAAGGGCAGAAAUUACCAUCGCCUAUUCAUAUCACGAGCCAGCAAAACACGCAUAAUGCAGUAUUUUGGCAAAACCAACAAUAUUCAAACCCACAAGGAUAUUUCACUGGAUAUUCUACAAUAGUACCAGGAGAGUCUCCAUCGCCUUUAUCAUGCAAUAGCACUGACGAUUCACAGUCUUCUAUAGUACAAAAUAUAUAUUCUGACGUAUAAAAUAAAUAUCUUACCUUAAUGUGA
Messenger RNA from Leptidea sinapis, 1136 nucleotides. RefSeq lists its product as uncharacterized. The transcript is spliced from 2 exons. The record is from RefSeq and is a predicted model, not a curated record. Gene Ontology annotation, cellular component: transcription regulator complex; nucleus. Gene Ontology annotation, molecular function: DNA binding. Lineage: Eukaryota; Metazoa; Arthropoda; Insecta; Lepidoptera; Pieridae. Bases 246 to 1112 code for a protein of 288 amino acids. Gene Ontology annotation, biological process: regulation of transcription by RNA polymerase II.